Messenger RNA from Ochotona princeps (American pika), 1268 nucleotides. It is a transcript of the gene DNMT3L, whose product is annotated as DNA methyltransferase 3 like. Gene Ontology annotation, cellular component: nucleus. Gene Ontology annotation, molecular function: DNA (cytosine-5-)-methyltransferase activity, acting on CpG substrates; DNA binding; enzyme activator activity. NCBI's taxonomy places the organism in Eukaryota, Metazoa, Chordata, Mammalia, Lagomorpha, Ochotonidae. The transcript has 12 exons. Gene Ontology annotation, biological process: negative regulation of transcription by RNA polymerase II. Bases 1 to 1230 code for a protein of 409 amino acids. The record is from RefSeq and is a predicted model, not a curated record.
AUGGCUCUCCCCUCCCCGGAGACCCUGGACAGCCUGGAUCGUGUCCCCGCCAGCCACCCAGACGAGCAGCACUGGACAGUCUGUGACAACUCUGACCCCAUCCUGGAGGUGGAAGCUGAGGGCAGCAUGGAUGUGAUCCUGGUGGACAACUCUCCAGCCCCCUCAGGCAGAGACCGUAUUGAGCUCGAGGUCAAAGUGAACCAGCGGAGUAUAGAGGACUUCUGCCUGUGCUGCGGGAGCUCCCAGGUGCACAGGCAGCACCCCCUGUUCCAGGGCGGCCUGUGCGCGCCUUGCAAGGACAAGUUCCUGGAAGCACUCUUCCUGUACGAUGAGGACGGCUACCAGUCCUACUGCUCCAUUUGCGGCCUGGGGGACACCCUGCUCGUUUGCGAGAGCCCGGACUGCACCCGGGGCUAUUGUUUCGCCUGUGUGGAUGGCCUGGUGGGCGCUGGGAGCUCAGGGCACAUGCACACCGUGAGCCCCUGGGUUUGUUUCCUGUGCGUGCCGGGCUCCCGCCAUGGGCUGCUGCAGCGCCGGCGGAGGUGGCGGACCCAGCUGAAGGUCUUCCAUGAGCAGGAGGCGGCCCAGCCCCUUGAGAUAUAUGAGACGGUGCCAGCGUGCAGGAGGAAGCCAUUAAGGGUGCUGUCCCUUUUUGAGCACAUCGAGAAAGAGCUGGCAAGCCUGGGCUUCCUGGAGACCGGGUCCAGCCCGGGCCAAAUAAGGCAUCUGGACGAUGUGACGGACGUAGUGAGGAGGGACGUGGAGCAGUGGGGCCCCUUUGACCUGGUGUAUGGCUCAACCCCUCCACUCGGCCACUCCAGUCCACGGUCACCAGGCUGGUACCUGUUCCAGUUCCACCGCAUGCUGCAGUACACACAGCCCACUGCGAGCACACAGCGGCCCUUCUUCUGGAUGUUCGUGGACAAUCUGCUGCUGACCAGGGAUGACCUGGUCACGGCGACCCGCUUCUUGGAGGUAGAGCCGGCGACCCUGCAGGACGUUCGUGGCCGUGUCCUCCAGGGCGCCAUGCGUGUCUGGAGCAACAUCCCGGCCGUGAACAGCAGGCACACGGAGCUGGCUCCGGAGGCGGAGACGGCCCUGCUGGCGCAGAGCUGUCGGCGAGCAAAGGCCUCGGGCGAGGGGCUGGCCAGGCUGCUGAAGAGCUGCUUCCUCCCGCUCAGAGAAUAUUUCAAGUAUUUUCCCCAGAGCCCACUUCCUCUCCGCAAAUGAGUCAGCGCCGCAUGAGAAGACCUUUCCUAGACAAAGGA